AUGCUUUGUCAAUUUUAUGCCACGGCUGCCACUUGGCUAGCUCUAGCCGGUGCUGCAGCAGCAUCUCCAAUGGCCAGGUUCGGCGAUUCUACAAUCCACGAGCAAAUUAACGUACCCAAUGAAUGGCAAGUGUCUAGUGCUCCGAGCCCAGAUACUAGGACCACGCUUCAGAUUGGUUUGAAGCAAGGCAACAUGGCUGGCUUACACAACCGGCUGAUGGAGAUUUCCGACCACACGCAUGCCGACUAUGGCAAGUGGCUCACUAAGGAAGAGGUUGCCGAGUACUCAGUGCCAUGUUCUGAGACAAUAAAGAUAGUCGAGAGCUGGAUCAAAGCUGCUGGCAUCCCUGAUGCUGAUCUAUCUCCACCCAGCGCUGAUUAG
Molecule: messenger RNA, 381 nt
Organism: [Torrubiella] hemipterigena
Lineage: Eukaryota; Fungi; Ascomycota; Sordariomycetes; Hypocreales; Clavicipitaceae
Source: the annotation of a GenBank genome assembly